This is a messenger RNA of Neomonachus schauinslandi (Hawaiian monk seal), 1688 nucleotides long. It is a transcript of the gene SELENBP1, whose product is annotated as selenium binding protein 1. The transcript has 12 exons. Bases 45 to 1463 code for a protein of 472 amino acids. Gene Ontology annotation, molecular function: selenium binding; protein binding. NCBI's taxonomy places the organism in Eukaryota, Metazoa, Chordata, Mammalia, Carnivora, Phocidae. The record is from RefSeq and is a predicted model, not a curated record.
ACCAGCACAGCCCCGGUCAGGACCAAAGCACACCAGCAAGCCGCAUGGCUACAAAAUGCGGGAAGUGUGGACCCGGCUACCCUACCCCUCUGGAGGCCAUGAAAGGACCCAGGGAGGAGAUUGUCUACCUGCCCUGUAUUUACCGAAACACUGGCACUGAGGCCCCGGAUUAUCUGGCCACUGUGGACGUUGACCCCAAGUCUCCCCACUAUUGCCAGGUCAUCCACCGACUGCCCAUGCCAAACCUGAAGGAUGAGUUGCAUCACUCGGGAUGGAACACCUGCAGCAGCUGCUUCGGGGACAGCACCAAGUCACGCAACAAGCUGAUACUGCCCUGUCUCAUGUCCUCCCGUAUCUACGUGGUGGAUGUGGGCUCCGAUCCCCGGGCCCCGAAGCUACACAAGGUCAUUGAGGCUGAGGACAUCCAUGCCAAGUGUGGCCUGGGCUACAACCACACCAGCCACUGCCUGGCUAGUGGGGAGGUGAUGAUCAGCACCCUGGGAGACCCCAAGGGCAACGGCAAAGGGGGUUUCGUGCUGCUGGAUGGAGAGACGUUCGAGGUGAAGGGGACGUGGGAACGGCCUGGGGGAGCCGCACCUAUGGGCUAUGACUUCUGGUACCAGCCUCGACACAAUGUCAUGAUCAGCACUGAAUGGGCGGCUCCUAAUGUCUUUGGAGAUGGCUUCAACCCUGCUCACGUAGAGGCGGGGCUAUAUGGAAGCCACAUACACGUGUGGGACUGGCAGCGCCACGAGAUCGUGCAGACCCUGCCUCUGCAGGAUGGGCUCAUCCCCCUGGAGGUCCGCUUCCUGCACAACCCCGACGCAGCCCAGGGCUUCGUGGGCUGUGCCCUCAGCUCCACCAUCCAGCGCUUCUACAAGAAUCAGGGAGGUACAUGGUCAGUGGAGAAGGUGAUCCAGGUGCCCCCCAAGAAGGUGAAGGGCUGGCUGCUGCCUGAAAUGCCAAGCCUGAUCACGGACAUCCUGCUGUCCCUGGAUGACCGCUUCCUCUACUUCAGCAACUGGCUGCACGGGGACCUGCGGCAAUAUGACAUCUCUGACCCGCAAAGGCCCCGCCUCACGGGACAGCUCUUCCUUGGGGGCAGCAUUGUUAAGGGAGGGCCUGUGCAAGUGUUGGAGGACCAGGAGCUAAAAUCCCAGCCAGAGCCCCUGGUGGUCAAGGGGAAACGGGUACCUGGAGGCCCUCAGAUGAUCCAGCUUAGCCUAGAUGGGAAGCGUCUAUACGUCACCACGUCGCUGUACAGUGCCUGGGACAAGCAGUUUUACCCUGAUCUCAUCAGGGAAGGCUCCGUGAUGCUGCAGAUUGAUGUAGACACAAUAAAGGGAGGCCUGAAGUUGAACCCCAACUUCCUCGUGGACUUUGGGAAGGAGCCGCUAGGCCCAGCCCUGGCCCAUGAACUCCGCUACCCUGGGGGUGACUGCAGCUCUGACAUUUGGCUCUGAAGUCCACCCCUGGUAGCCAGUCCACAUCUGAGCCCUCACUUACGCAGAGACCUGGCUUCGCUCUGCUCCCUCUCGGCCCCCAACCCUUGGCAGAUUGUCCCACCAAAGCCAACCUGAGGCUGUUGGAAUAUAUUGAGUAGUGUCUUCAUUUACAGAUCACUGUUGCAUGUUGCUCACUGGCUGUUUUUACAUGAGCUCUUGGAAAUUACUUUAUCAAGAAAUAAA